AUGCCAACAGGCCCUGUGGUCCGGUUCAUGAUGGACGAGUUGCAGAAGAGCAAGUGCCCGUUCCGGGACGACCUGUUUACCUGCAUGCCCUGCGAUGCGACACGAGCCGGAGGGUUCUCGCCCGAGAUUGGGGUGGUGUUGUGCCAGAACCAGAUGCAAUCCAAGCAGCACAUGGAGGAUACCAUGACCCACGAGUUGAUGCACGCCUACGACCACUGCACCGUCAAGGUCAACUGGAGCAACCCCGAGCAAUACGCAUGCGCCGAAAUCCGAGCCAUCACCCUCAGCGGCGAGUGCAAGUUCACGCGGGAGUUGCGGAGAGGCAACUUUGGGUUCGGAAAGCAUCUGCAGACAUGCGUCAGACGCAGGGCCAUCUAUGCCAUGAAGCAAGUACCGGAGUUCCAGGAAGGGACGGUUGCGGAGGACGCUGUACGAUACGUCUGGUCAAGCUGUUUCAGCGAUACCGCACCGUUCGACGAGAUCUACUAG
Messenger RNA from Polychytrium aggregatum, 489 nucleotides. Its product is annotated as peptidase M76. Gene Ontology annotation, cellular component: extrinsic component of mitochondrial inner membrane. Gene Ontology annotation, biological process: mitochondrial proton-transporting ATP synthase complex assembly; mitochondrial protein processing. Gene Ontology annotation, molecular function: metalloendopeptidase activity. The transcript has 4 exons. Lineage: Eukaryota; Fungi; Chytridiomycota; Chytridiomycetes; Polychytriales. The coding region runs from base 1 to 489 and encodes 162 amino acids. The record is from RefSeq and is a predicted model, not a curated record.